Ziziphus jujuba (common jujube) is the source of this 1853-nucleotide messenger RNA. RefSeq lists its product as uncharacterized. NCBI's taxonomy places the organism in Eukaryota, Viridiplantae, Streptophyta, Magnoliopsida, Rosales, Rhamnaceae. The coding region runs from base 1176 to 1790 and encodes 204 amino acids. The record is from RefSeq and is a predicted model, not a curated record. The transcript has a single exon.
UUUUUGGUUGUAAAACUGGUAAAUGGUGAUUAGGAAAAAAAAAAAAAAAAAAAAAAAAAAAAAAAACUAGGGAUUACAUUUUGAAGCAUAUGAGUGAAAUAAAUUGAGUUAGUUCACUAUGGGCUAACCCAUUUUGCUUAAUUUGAUUCAAUUUGUUAUUGGCUACUAAUAUUGGUGAUUUGGGUUGUGACUUUCUGUGAUUAAAGGUGGACCAUAUUGAAGAUUGUUUGUGAUUUGGGAAUGUGUUUUUCUUCAAGCUUGGGGAUUAUGAUUUCUUCAGCUAUAUUUUGUACACUUUGGAUGUAAAGUUGAUAAAUGGUGGGUGAUCAUGAAAAAACAGGGGAAAACUUUUUGAAGCAUACGAAUAAAAUAGAUGGAUUUAGACUGACUAUGCAUUGACCCAUUUUGCUUAACUUGGUUCCAUUAACUAACGAAUGUAUGUUUGAGAUAUUUAUAAUUUGCAAUUAUAUAUUUUAUUAAAUUAUUGUAUUAAAAUUUUACAUAAAUAAAAUAAAAGAAUAAGUUACAUAAUAUGUAUAUUAAAAAAAAAAAAUAGAUUGUCAAAAUUCAUGACAUAAUUGGGUUAAUUUUACAUAAUUUUUCUAUCAGGAUUGAUGACGGAAAAAACAAAAAAAAAGAAAAAAGAAAAGUUGUGAUAUGGAUUGUAUUUCGUCAUCCUGUUUAUCAAAUAAAUCGAAGUUUGCUCUUUAGCAGAAUAAAUAGGCAAAUUUGGUUCAGAUUAACCAUUUUUUAAUAGGAUCCACUCAAAGUUAAAUUUGACAGGUAUAAUGUAAUCCUUACUUAUAUGCAACAAGCAUUUUCUUCAUGAUUUAUAAUUAUCUAUUAUUGACCUGUUCAUAAAGCGAGCUUACAAUCUGCCACUUGGUGUUUCAGUUCUGGUAUUCUCCUUUGGAUUCUGUAGAAAAAAUUAUGCAACACGUUAUCUAUUCAUUAAAAUAAAAUUUUGGAUAACUACAGUGAACCUUGUCUUUUGGGAAGCAAAAACCAUCUUUCCUUAAAACAAAACAAAAUUAUAUGGAAAAUAUUUUCCAUCGCCGGCUUUCAAGAUUCUUUUUAUAGAGGAUUGUCGUUCUCUCGGUCCCAUCAUAGAUGUUUUUUUAACUCUUUCUUGUACUUCUGCGUAAGGUAGAAUCAUAUCUAUCCCAGACUAGAAGAUGAUAUCAGAGAUAACAGAAGAGGAGGAUGAAGAAGAAGCCACUUGCUUUAUUGACACAGACGCUCAAAAACAGAGAGUCAGGCAGAUAAUAGAGUACCAGAAAGAACAAUAUCGGUCAUCAUCUUCCUUGUCUUCCUCAUCGGCUUCGUGUUCAUCCUUCUCUGCAUCUCAAAGAAGUAGUAGUUUGUUCAAUUUGAUGAAAACAGGAAGCACAUCUUUAAGGAGAUUAUUUGAGAUGGAACAUACUAGUUUGGCCACCUAUUUUGAAAAUUACAGUGGGUCCCCUUUGAUCAAGCCUAUACCUUUAUGGAGUGGUGAUUCAGAUCAAGAAAGUCAUAUUGAUCCAUGGGCAUCCAUCAAGCAGUAUAGACCCAACGUCGAUUCAGAGAUUGAUGAUGGUCAAAAUAGAUCUGCUUCGGGUGGUAACUUCUUGGAUGGUGAUUUUGGCUUUGUUAAGACAAAGGUAAGAAUUGGGAAUAGGAAAUUGACUAGAAAAAAGUCGUUCCGGAGAUUGCCCGGAUUCGGCUUUUGGAGGUGUAGAGGAUUUAGAUUCAGAUUGAAGUUGAUCAGACGGAUAAAGAUUGCAAUUUUUGGAAGAAAACAGAAAUUGUAAUUAAACUUUUGAACAUCUCACAAAAAAAAACAGAAACAGUUUUUUGUUUUUUUUUUAUUCAUA